Molecule: messenger RNA, 750 nt
Organism: Capsicum annuum
Lineage: Eukaryota; Viridiplantae; Streptophyta; Magnoliopsida; Solanales; Solanaceae
Exons: 3
Coding region: 135-500 (121 amino acids)
Source: RefSeq, a predicted model, not a curated record
UACCAAGUUUGUACAACUACUAACAAUAACAUAGGCAAAACAACACUUCAGUUAUUGUCCUAAUUAAUCAAAGAUUACUAUCUCAAUCAAGAGAAAUAAAUAGCAAAUCAAGAAGAAAAACAUAAGAAAAAAAAAUGGCUCAUAAUUUGAAAGUUGUAGCCACCAUGUCCAAUUGUAUAUCUACAAGAUUCAUGAUGGUGCCUAUAGGAAGUAUAUGGAUCUAUAGAGACUUUGUUAGCGCCACUAGAACUUCUCAAAAAAUUGAUAAAGAGACUUGCCAAAAGAUAAUAGAAGCAGCAGAAGCAGUGAAAGAAGGAGCUAAAGAAGUAAAGAGUGUAGGUGAAUUUGUCAAAGAAACUGUUUCUUCCAGUGCUGGAAAUGUGAUCUCAGAGAUGGCAAAGGCAGCACUAGAAAAGGCAACUGAAAAAGAAGAGAAAGGUGCAUGGGAUAAAGCCAAAGAUGCUGCAAAUGAUGUCAAAAAGAAAGUCUCUGGCAAGUGAUUUAAUUAUUAAUUUCACAAUUAACCCUAAUUACAUUAAGUUUAAAGUGUAUACAUCAUUAAUAUAAUAAGUUUUUAUGACGAAAGUGUAAUGUAAUUCAUCAUAGUAACAAGUUACUAACAUGUUGCACAUCAUAUAACCUGACAGUAUGAAAAUUCUUUAUAUUAGAAUGUCAUUUCCUACUGAAUUGUAAUUUUUUCGAAGUCUUUACAUGUUAAUUCACUACAAAUAUAAAAAAAAAUUAAAUCAA